AUGGCUCUUACCCAACGCUUAUUUACUGAAGCUUUACGUGAUAUGCAACGUGCAAUGGCUGUCUUUGAUCAACCUUUAUUUGCACCUUUUCUCAACAAUGAUUCUGAUUCAAACUUUAGCAACAUUAGCUUUGGUUGUCAUGCUGCUACAGACAUGAUUGAGAAGCCUGAAUUUUAUGAGCUUCAGGUUGAGAUUCCUGGUUAUGACAAGAAGGAUAUCAAGAUUGAAGUAUCUGAUAGUCAGCAAGACAAGGAUCAAAAGCAACAAACUACGGAAGUUACUCAACACAACAGUCCUAAAUGGUGGUUGAAUGAACGUGUUGUUGGCUCCUUCACAAGAUCUUUCAACUUCCCCAACCCAAUUGAUGCUGAACAAAUCAAGGCUUCCUGUCAAGACGGUAUCCUCAAGUUAAUCAUCCCCAAAGGCAAUAAGAACCAAUCUCGAUUGAUCAAUAUCGAAUAA
Gilbertella persicaria is the source of this 462-nucleotide messenger RNA. RefSeq names its product HSP20-like chaperone. The coding region runs from base 1 to 462 and encodes 153 amino acids. The transcript is spliced from 2 exons. Lineage: Eukaryota; Fungi; Mucoromycota; Mucoromycetes; Mucorales; Choanephoraceae. Gene Ontology annotation, biological process: protein folding; response to hydrogen peroxide; response to heat. The record is from RefSeq and is a predicted model, not a curated record.